GGGAGUCCUAACUUAGUCACUUUCCUGUUGCCUGCUCUGCUCUGUGGGACCCUCUAGCUGCUCUUCCCUAAGGAUUAUAACUCUGUGCUCAAAGAAGACACGGAUUUAGAAUAAAAGUGUUGACUCCAGCCUAAUGUACCACUCCUGCGUGUAUCACCUCUGAAUCAACAAGGCACCUUUUCAUAGAGUAUAAGCAUGGCUAUCUCAUCACGACUAGCACUUUGGGAACAAAAGAUCAAAGAAGAAGAUAAGAGGCCGAAAGUUUCCUCCCCUCCACCCUUGGUCUCUGUAAUUCCUGGGGGCUUCAUCAAACAGUUGGUCAGGGAAACAGAAAAAGAAGCAAAACAAAAAGAGAAAGAACAGAAGGAAAAGCCUCCCGUUAAACAAGAGCAAUCACAAGAGAGCAUACGGUCACCUGGUAAACUAAGCGAAUCAUUGGUCCAGCAGUUUGUGUUCAAUGAUGACAACAUUCUUGCAGUAGAAGAAGAAGAAGAAAUGGCAUCUUCAAAUAAUCUCAUUAUGAAUGGACUCAACGGGGAUAAAUAUCCAGGGCAAGCAACAGAAAAAACAGGCAAAAUAAACCUCAAACGGAAUGAUGUUAAGAAUGUUGAAAAGAAAACAAUUUCACCAGAACCCAAGCCCAGCACAGGGGCGGCAGAAACAAUAAAGGAAAUGGAUGACUCUUCAACAUGUAGAUCAUCAGAUCUUGUAGAAAAGAGAGAAGAUGUGCAAGCACCAGAAGAAACUUUGCCAGAGGAGAUUCCACAAGAUGAUAUUCAAGACACUAAAGAAGAAAAGCUUGAUAAAAAUAGUAAUGACAUAAAAGAGGAGACAUUUUCACAUGAUAAUAAAGUGGAGCUGAAACUCAACUGUGAUAAUGAAGUUGAGGCUAGCAAUCAAGAGGAAGAAGAAAUUAAAGAAUCAGAAAAGGUGCCAGGAGAUGUGUGGUAUGAAACAGAGCAAGUCUGGUUUAUUCACAAUGAUGGCUUUACACUGGCCACAGAACUAAAGCCUGAUGUUGGGACACCAGAGUUACCUGAGGGAAAAGUAAGAAUUCGUAUCGAAGAGGAAAACAGAGUUUUAGAAGUCGAUGAAGAAAAUAUUCAUAGAACCAACCCAUCAAAGUUUGAUUAUGCAGAAGAUCUGACAACUCUCGUCAGUCUGAAUGAGUCCAGUGUCAUCAACACAUUGCGGCAUCGCUACCAGUCGCAACUUAUUCACACCAAUGCUGGACCAAACCUUAUAGUGCUGAAGCCAAGUUCUCCUGUUGCAAACUUUUCUACAAAGGUAUUUCAAGGGAAAAAAGACAGCAUGCCUCCUCACAUCUGCUCUGUGGCACAGAAAGCUUACUGGAACAUGUUAACCCAGCGUCAGGACCAGACUAUUUUGCCACUGGGGAGAAGUGGAUCUGGCAAAACAACCUGUUGUCAGAAUGCGCUGGAGUAUCUCGCAGCAGCUGCCGGGACUGUGAACAACAAAGUAACAGUGGAGAAAAUUCAAGCAAUGUUUACAGUUCUGAAGUCUUUUGGCUGCGUGACAACGAGGGAGAGCAGCAAUUCUACCCGCUUCUCCAUGGUGAUGUCCCUGGACUUUAAUGCUGCUGGCCGUAUAACUGCAGGACACCUACAGACUAUGUUCUUGGAAAGAAUCCGUGUCGCACAGCAACCACAGGAAGAGAGUAAUUUCAAUGUGUUUGCCCAAAUGUUGGCUGGAGCAGAAACGGAUCUCAGGUCGGCGCUGUAUUUGCACCAGAUGGCAGACAACCACUCUUUUGGAAUGGCCCCCUGUGUGAAGCCUGAAGAGAAGCAGAAGGCAUCUGCAGCAUUUGUUCAGCUUCAAUCUGCCAUGGAGGUUCUGGGAUUCACAGCAAUUGAGCAGAAGGCCAUUUGGCAUGUUCUUGCUGCCAUAUAUCACCUCGGAGCGGCAGGUGCAUGCAGAGUGGGCAGGAAACAGUUCAUGAGAUUUGAGUGGGCAAACAAUGCGGCAAAUGUAUUGGGGUGUGAUUGUGAAGAGCUCGCCACAUCUGUCUUCAAACAUCACCUCAAACAGAUCAUUCAGCAAGUGACUUCUGGAUCAAGGGGCGGAAAUCAAGAAGAUGAAACAAAGUCAGGACCUAAAAUGACUGGGGUGGAGUGUGUAGAAGGAAUGGCUGCUGGACUCUAUGAAGAACUCUUUGCUUCCAUUGUUGCCCUUAUUAACAGGUGUCUAUCUUCAACUUUGCUGACAUUGGCUUCCAUUAUGGUGGUUGACAUCACAGGAUUUCAGAAUCCGCGGCAUCAGAAGUUAGAGAGGGCUGCGACUUUUGAAGAGCUUUGCCAUAACUAUGUGCAGGAACGCCUGCAGUGCCUGUUCUAUAGCAGAACCUUCCUGCAUCCAUUGGAAAGAUUUCAAGAGGAAAACAUUGAAGUAGCUUUUGAACCCCCCCAGGAUAUUCCCUUUGCUGCAGUAUCUGUAAUUGAUCAGACAUCAUCACAGAUCAAUGUGCAAAGCAGCAAUCAGAUGGAAGAGAAGAAGGGUCUACUCUGGAUUCUUGAUGAAGAAGUUCUGAUCCCAGGUUCUACUGACAAUAAUGUUCUCAAUCGCCUAUGUUCUUAUUUUGAGAUGAAAGGAGAAGAUAAGUAUGAGAGUGGACCAUUCCGUAAAUGUGAACAAAGUCUUCAGUUUGAGAUCCUUCACCAGUUGGGUAAGGACCCUGUCCGAUACGAUGUUACUAACUGGAUCAACAAGGCAAAACUGAAUCAGUCUGCAGAAAAUGCUAUUCAAGUGCUCCAGCAGUCCAGACUUGACUUUGUAAAGGACUUAUUUGCACCUCGAGCAAAGUUUCCACUCAUCUGCCGCUCAGUGUCUGGUAUGGAAGGAAAGUCCCAGCAAGCUUUACAGAGAAUAAGCUGUGUGAGGAAAACAUUUGCCAGCAGUUUUGCAGCCAUAAGAAGAAGAUCUGUUUGUGGCCAAAUCAAACUUCAGAUGGAUGCUUUAAUAAAUUUGCUUAAACGGUCCCAAAUAAAUUUUGUACACUGUAUGGUCCCAAGACUGGGAAUGGAUGGCAAUGAAUGCAAGAUCUCCCCGUUGUGCAAAGGAACAGCAGGAGAUCCAAUUAAUGCUGCUAUUGAUGUCCCUUCUUUAAGAAUCCAGCUUGCCGGUGCUCAGCUAUUAGAUGCGAUGCGUCUCUGCAGGAUAGGUUACCCGGACCGAAUAGGCUUUACUGAGUUUCGACUUCGCUUUCAAGCUUUGGCAGCAGAGGUUAUGAAAAAAUACAAUUCCACAUAUGAACCAGUGGAUGAAAGAAAGGCCGUGGAAGAACUUUUUCAGCUGCUUGACUUGGAAAAGAAGAGCGUUGUGAUGGGGCGCAGCCAGGUCUUUAUGAAAUCGGGAGUGAUGUCCAAACUAGAGAAGCAACGGGAGAAGAUGAUUUCACAAAAAAUGAGUCUGCUACAAGCUGCAUGUCGGGGAUUUCUAUGUCGGCAGAAGUACAAAAGUCUAAAGAUUCAGUUAAUUGCUCUCAAAUGUAUCCAGAAGAACGUUAGGACGUUCUAUUCAAUAAGGCAUUGGCCGUGGUGGCAAAUCAUCUGUCAUAUUCGACCCUCUCUUUCUGUUAAUGUCGAUGAGGAAAAAUUCAAGGCAAAACAGGAUGAAAUCACAGCUUUAUCACUGAAACUCGUAAAGUCUGAAAAGUCUCGGAAUGAGUUGCGUCAAAAUGUAGACCUACUAGAAAGCAAGAUUACAGAUUUAACAACGGAGCUUUCUGAUGAACGAUUCAAAGGGGAAGUGACCUGCCAGGUUUUGGAAGUAGAGCGAGCAGAAAGACUCAGGGCAUCGCGAGAGAUUAAGGAGAUGCAGUCAAAGUAUGAACAAAUGCAGAAAAACCUGGAUUCUGUGUCAAAGCAACUAGAAGAAGCUCAGCAACAAAUACAACUUAGGGAACUUAACGCAGGAAGCUCAGGAAGAGCAGAUGAGUGGCAAAUACGAUUUGACUGUGCUCAAACUGAAAUAGAUUUCUUGAAGAAAAGGCUCACGCAAUUUGAGGAAAGAUUAGAGUCUGAGAAAUCAUACAGGAAAGACCUGGAACAGAAGCUCAGUGAGUUGCAAGGUGCAUAUGAAAAUGCUCGGCGCACAGCACAACAAGCAACAAGAAAGUGCAAACACUUGACUUCUGACCUUGAAGACACACGUGUACUAAUGGAAAACCAGCAGAUCCGCAGCCAUGACCUGGAGAAAAGACAAAGAAAGUUUGAUAUGCAGUUAGCACAAGCAAUUGGGGAAGCUUCAUUUGAGAAAAGUUUACGUGAGAAGGUGACACAAGAGAAUACAUCAUGCCGAUGGGAAGUAGGCAAACUACGUCAGAAUUUAGAGAAAAAAGAAUUGGAGACAACCAAGUUGACUAGGCAACUGGAGGUGUUGGGAAAUCAAGUAAAAGAACUCUCAUCUUCUACCGGACUUGAUAGCAAUUCUGUGGUAUCGCUAAAGAAAAAGGUGUGGGAACUGGAGGCUAGUGCUGCUGAACAGAAUCAGCAGUUGACUGAACAAGCUAAUGCUAUGCAACUACUUGAGCAGACACGCCUCAGAUUUGAAAUGGAAAUUGAGAGAACAAAGCAGAUACAUUUGAAGGAAUUGGAGGAUAAAGAAGAGGAGCUAGAAGAUAUCAGACAAUCAUGCCAAAGGCGGCUUCGUCAAUUUGAAAUGCAAUUGGAACAGGAGUAUGAAGAAAAACAGAUGGUAUUGCAUGAAAAACAAGAUUUGGAAGGACUUAUCGGAACCCUUUGUGAGCAGAUUGGACAUCGGGAUUUUGAUGUGGAGAAGCGCCUUCGGAGGGAUCUGAAGAGGACACAUGCUCUCCUUGCCGACUUGCAGCUUCUUUUGGCAAGUAUGGGAGAGUCUGGACCAUCUGUGGAUCGUGGAGAGUUAGAGAAAGUCCACAUUCAGCUUGAAGAAAGUGAGGCAAAAUGCGCAGAGGCACUGAAGUGUCAAAAAUCUCUAUCCUUUGAGCUGGAUAGUCUGCAUAUGGAGCUCGAGAAUCUUUCGAGAAACAAAAACAUGGCAGAUGAGCAGUUAUUCCAGCUGCAGCGUGAAAAAACUGAACUUUUGAAAAGAAUUGAUGAGGAUCAAGAGGAUUUGAAUGAGCUAAUGAAGAAACACAAGGCUCUCAUUGCUCAGUCUGCAAAUGAUAUCACACACAUUCGGGACCUGCAGACCAAGUUGGAAGAUACUAAAAAGGAGAAGCAGAUCAUUCAGGAAAAGCUUCAGGUGGCACAGAGUCGCAUUGACUAUUUGGAACAAUCUAUGGUGGAGCGGUCAAUUGUGAGCCGACAAGAGGCAGUAAUUUGUGAUUUGGAGAGCAAGAUGGAGUUCCAAAGAGCUCAGAUUAAACGUUUUGAGGUAUUGAUUUUGCGCUUGAGGGACAACAUGAUAAAAAUGGGUGAAGAGCUGGACAAUGCUGCGGAUUCUGAGGCUCGGGAAAAGGAGAAUGCCAAAUAUUAUCAGAUCCGUAUGGAAGAAAUGAAAGUCGAGAUGAAUGAGUUGCUACAGAGAGAGAUGGAAGCAUGUCGUCGACGGGUUGAGCUGGAGACACAGGUUUAUGAACUCUCGGCCAUGAGGCAGACAUUGCAAGCUGAUCUUGAGACAUCAAUCAGACGUAUUGCAGAUCUUCAGGCUGCCCUAGAAGAGGUUGAAUCCAGUGAUGACAGUGACACUGAAAGGGAUAACCAGUCUACCAUUGGCUCUGUAAUGAGCAUGGGGCAGACAGAAAGUGUCCGAUCCUGGGUGAAUUCAUCAGCUAGCUGGGCAUCACCUACUGGAGGAAGUGUUGAUGGUCGCAUGUCAAGACAGUCAGCAUCUGAUACUCAGAGCCUUCACAGUUUAAGGCUGAAGGAAAUGAAAGAUGAAGAUAUAAGUAGACCUAGUUCAUCAUUAAGUAGUAGAGGAAAACUUUAUGGAAGCAAUGUUACGGCUGUUGAAUCUGAGAACAUAGUAAAACAAUCUGAUCUUAAGGCUGGGAACCUAACCCCAACACUAAAUCGAAAAUUCACUUCACCAACUGAAGAUACAUAUUCAAGAUCAUCUUCUGCUCUUUCUGACUUCCUAGAUGAGCUUAGAAAGAAGAGAUCUGCUGAAAAGGAUCAAACAUCCCUAGUUUUAGAAGAUACCUCUUCAUUACCUAUUUAUAGGACAACUGGUGCUUCAUCACUCAGACGCUGCACAAACCUGAAAAAUGAUGAUGAUGAUGAUUUCUCCUUAACAUUAGGGAAGAUUUCAGAUGAGAGGCCUUCUAUGAGUAAAGGGUUAAUGCGUUCAGCAAGUCUUCGCUGCUUGCCAUCAGAAGGCAAUGACCCCACUAUGUCACCAGCAUUAAAAAAAAUGGCAAAGUUUGGAUCCUGUGAGUCUCUUCAAAAUCCUCAUAGUACAGUAGGCAUCAAACAAUCAUCAGUUUUAGAAGAAGACAGUGUUCCUUCAAGGCUUAAACCUUGGAGAAAAUGUAUUGAAACCCCAGUUGAGGAAGCUGCAGAAAAUGAUUUUGGGAAGCAACCUCUUGUUUUUCAAAAUAAACGGUUUUCCAGUUUAACAGAUGAGGAUAAUGAUGAUAGUUCAAGCUAUCACACCAAGCUACCAAGUCUUCGUUAUGAGAGGAAAUUGCCAGAUGAUGGUGAUGACAUCCUCCCAGCUCUUCGAAAGGCUGAGUCAGUUCAAAAUAUAUCAAAAUAUUCCAGGGAUAGAAAAGAAGGCCAGAGGCCACUGAGUGUUCAUUUUGGAGACCUGCCUUUAAAUGAGCACAAACUUUCCUCUGGUGGCUUAAAAAGUGCAUUAAAGAAAAGUUCAAACAUUAGGGAAGAUCUCGGCAAUCUCUCAGAUUCAUCAUCAUCUUCUGGUUCAGUAAUCUCUUGCAAAAGUGCAGACAGCAUCAAAAUGCGGCCACAGUUUCAAAGACUAGAAGGAGAAGGCCAUUCUGGGAAAGCAGUGACUUCAGAAAUGGCCCAGGAAAGUAAAAGGCCGGAAGCAGAAGGCAGUGAAGAUGAUGUAACUAGCAUAAUGAUGAAGUAUCUGAGAAAAAAUGAAGAAGAACAAGGCUCCCUGAAAUGAGAGAUCUCAAGCCAGAGGAAGAUGAAGAAUAUAUUGUAAACUGCUUGGAAGUGUAGCCUGAAUUUCACACGAUGCUGUAAAGAUGAAUAUAUAGCUGGAAAAUGAGGACACUGAUCUGUAACAUGUUUUGGUUUGUACAAAUAAAGCUUUCUCACAUUA
This is a messenger RNA of Xenopus laevis (African clawed frog), 7230 nucleotides long. RefSeq names its product unconventional myosin-XVIIIb (gene myo18b.L). Lineage: Eukaryota; Metazoa; Chordata; Amphibia; Anura; Pipidae. Bases 196 to 7071 code for a protein of 2291 amino acids. The transcript has 44 exons. The record is from RefSeq and is a predicted model, not a curated record.